AUGAUGAUACUCAUAGCCAAGAUUAUGAUAUAUACUCAUAGCCACGAUGAUGAUACUCAUAGCCACGAUGAUGAUACUUAUAGCCACGAUGAUGAUACUCAUAGCCACGAUGAUGAUACUCAUAGCCACGAUGAUGAUACUCAUAGCCACGAUGCUGAUACUCAUAGCCACGAUGAUGAUACUCAUAGCCACGAUGAUGAUACUCAUAGACACAAUGAUGAUACUCAUAGCCACGAUGAUGAUACUCAUAGCCACGAUGAUGAUACUCAUAGCCAUGGUGAUGAUACUCAUAGCCAUGGUGAUGAUACUCAUAGCCAAGAUUAUGAUAUAUACUCAUAG
This is a messenger RNA of Mytilus trossulus (common blue mussel), 339 nucleotides long. RefSeq names its product zinc transporter zipt-7.2-like. The record is from RefSeq and is a predicted model, not a curated record. Bases 1 to 339 code for a protein of 112 amino acids. The transcript has a single exon. NCBI's taxonomy places the organism in Eukaryota, Metazoa, Mollusca, Bivalvia, Mytilida, Mytilidae.